Molecule: messenger RNA, 1696 nt
Organism: Triplophysa dalaica
Lineage: Eukaryota; Metazoa; Chordata; Actinopteri; Cypriniformes; Nemacheilidae
Product: gastrula zinc finger protein XlCGF57.1-like
Exons: 3
Coding region: 208-1524 (438 amino acids)
Biological process (GO): regulation of transcription by RNA polymerase II
Cellular component (GO): nucleus
Molecular function (GO): DNA-binding transcription activator activity, RNA polymerase II-specific; RNA polymerase II cis-regulatory region sequence-specific DNA binding
Source: RefSeq, a predicted model, not a curated record
CAGAGGUGUCUGUCUGUUUGUGUUUAAAGAGAAGACGAACUGAUUUAAAUCAUCAGGACAAACACGACACUAGACACGGACAACGAGACUGUGAGACCUGAUGGAUAACAAGACCUUCUUUUAAACAGAUCUGUUUCUCAAAACCACAUAGAGAUUGGAAUACAGAAAUAAUUCCUCUUAUUCUACAAGUGAAGGAGCCACUUCAACAUGACUGAUACAGACACAUCUGGAAUGAUAAAUGAAGAUACUGAGGAACACAGAGAACUAAUGGAACUGGAAGAAACAUCAGGAUCAUCAAGGAAGCAAAAAAUACAAGCAAGGAAAUGUUUUACUUGCUCUCAUUGUGCAAAAAGAUUCAACAGCAAAGGACACCUCACAACGCACAUGAGAAUCCAUAACAGAGAAAAGUCUGUCAUCUGUCCUCGAUGUGAAAAAUGCUUCCCAAAUAUAAAGACACUUGCAAUUCACACUAAAGAGUGUCCACACACAUAUCCUCAGUGUGGAAAGAGUUUUGCACACAAAGGAAAUUUUGAAGCGCACAUGAGAAUUCACACUGGAGAGCGCACGUAUAUGUGCAGUGAGUGUGGAAAGAGUUUCAAACAUAAGAAAUCUCAUAAAGUGCACAUGAGAAUUCACACAGGAGAGCGUCCAUACACUUGUCUUCAGUGUGGAAAGAGAUUCAUAUACAAAGAAAGUUUUGAACUGCACAUGCGGAUUCACACAGGAGAGCGUCCGUACACUUGUCCUCAGUGUGGAAAGUGUUUCAUACAGAAACCAAAUUUUACACAGCACAUGAGAAUUCACACUGGAGAGCGCCCGUAUAAUUGUCCUCAGUGUGGAAAGUGUUUCACACAGAAACCAAAUUUUACACAGCACAUGAGAAUUCACACUGGAGAGCGCCCGUAUAAUUGUCCUCAGUGUGGAAAGUGUUUCAUACAGAAACAAAAUCUCACAGAGCACAUGAGGAUUCACUCUGGAGAUCGCCCGUACACUUGUCCUCAGUGUGGAAAGGGUUUCACAUACAAACAAAGUCUCACAGAGCACAUGAGGAUUCACACUGGAGAGCGCCCGUACACUUGUCCUCAGUGUGGAAAUGGUUUCACACACAAACAAAAUCUCACAAAGCACAUGAGGAUUCACACAGGACAGCGUCCUUACAAUUGUCCUCAGUGUGGAAAGGGUUUCAUACAGAAACAAAAUCUCACAGCCCACAUGGUAAUUCACACAGGACAAAGCCCAUACACUUGUGUUCAGUGUGGAAAGAGUUACGGACAGAAAUCCGGUCUGGAUAAUCACAUGAGAGUUCACACUGGAGAGCGGCCGUACACAUGUAUUGAGUGUGGAAAGAGUUUCAUACAGAAAUGCACUCUUAAGACCCACAUGAAGAUUCACACUGAAAAAAUUCCACACGCAUGUGUUGAGUGUGGAAAGAAAUUCAAAACGAAGGGAAGCCUUAAAAUUCACAUGAGACUUCAUCUUGAAGAAACCCCAGACAGCAAGAGAGCAGAUGAAACCAUUGAAUAAUGUAAAAAAAUGGAUUUGUCAAUGGUUUGAAAAAAUAUCACAUUUGCAUCCGUAAUUAAUGUUGAAAUUUCAACUAUCCAGCAGUAUUGUGAUCAGUGUUUUCUGUAGUUGGGCUCUUGACUCUUUCAUUGUUUAUUAUCAUCAAUAAAAACAAUUUUGCAUUGAUACAGAA